UUGCUGCUAAUUCCAAGUAUUUUUUCCAUUUUCCAAAUAGUGGUUCAAAUUGAAAACAAAUACAAAUAGAAUAUCGAAAGCACACCGGCAUCUGUAGUCGAUAAUUUGGUAUUUUAUUUUGAAUAAGCAAUGAAAAUUGAUAUGAAUCCCGAAGUAGAAGAACCUUCUUUAAACAUUCUCAGUACUCCAUUAUCUAUAAGUGAUCUUAUUGUCAAUGGCACUAAAUUUGAAAUAAACGCAAACUUUGACGAUGAAGAAUUUAUUUCGGAUUUAUUCGAUGAAAUCAACCCCGGAUCAGAUAACGAAGAUGAUUCGGACAUCGAUAAUGCCAAACUCGUCUCCCCAUGGCAGCAUUCUUUUGAAGAACUGCGUCUCCAAAUGACCAAGUUAAAUGACUAUAUGUACAAAAAAGUCACGAAGGAGGGCAACAGUGAAAAAGGAACAGUGCCUCCCAUGGCCCGAGUUUGCAUUCGCUACAACGCUUAUUGGGAGGGAGAGGGCGCCCCUUUUGACUCGUCAUUUCUGCGAGGCUCUUCACAUUCCUUUUACACAGGACGAGGUGAAGUCUUGGAAGGCCUCGAAGAAGCCGUCAAAUCAAUGUAUAAAGGCGAAGAGGCUCAAUUUGUCAUAUCUUAUCACUUGCUCUUCCGCGAAAUGGGAUGCCCACCACGUGUCAAACCCAAAGCCGAUGGGCUCUUUAUAAUCGAAUGUGUUGAUUUCAACGCUGUAGGUGAUAUAAAUGCCACAGAUUCACUUACCGAUGAGGAUCGCAAUAAAUUUCCAGCCGUCAUUGCCAAAGCAAAAGAUGUCCAUCUUAAAGGAAUUGAUUUUUUCGGUCAAGGCAUGUACAAGAACGCGUGUAAGGCUUUUAUGAAAGCUGUUCAUGCAUUGAACUUCUGUCAACUUAAAAAUGAAGAAGAGCAAGAACAACAAACUGCUUUCUUGAUAAAGUUACACACAAACUUGGCUGUUUGCUACAAUAAGCUUAACCAAUCUAACAAAACCAUUCUCAUGUGUCGAGAGAUAAGACGCCUAACGAACAACAAAAUGAGUUGUAAAGCUCUUUUUCAGGAGGGAAGGGCUCUGCUUAUGUUAGGUGAGUUUGCGAGAGCUCGAGCAUUAUUAGUCAAAGCUCAAAACCUGGAACCUAGUAAUGCAGAUGUUAAUAAGGAACUAAAAACUUUAGAAUUACGUUACAGUAAGUACAUAGAUAAUGAAAAAGAAUUAUGGACACGAGCUAUGUCUGUAAUGAAGCAGAGUAAAGAUAAACAAAAAAAGCCUUCACAAAAUGAUACGGAUACAGCAUUCCGUGAGGAAAUGGCAAGUAUCAUAGAAUCACUAAAGAAAAAUGAAAAUUUUAAAUCCUUUGAACUGCCAUCUGGUUUAACACCAAAAGAAAUAAGCGUAGUUAAUGAAUUGGCCAUAGAAAAGAACAUGAAAUUGCAGUCAUCUCCUUUAGAAAAUUCCACUUAUACAUUGGUGAAAAAAUAAAAUCAAAGCCUGGCUCUUCCAAAACUUUAAGUACAUGUAUGAUAACUUGUUAAUGCAGUUUGGUUUGUAAAACUUAAAGUCUCAUUUCUCAAAUAUACAUAUUUCUAUAAAAUGAA
Molecule: messenger RNA, 1607 nt
Organism: Eupeodes corollae
Lineage: Eukaryota; Metazoa; Arthropoda; Insecta; Diptera; Syrphidae
Product: inactive peptidyl-prolyl cis-trans isomerase shutdown-like
Exons: 2
Coding region: 130-1491 (453 amino acids)
Molecular function (GO): peptidyl-prolyl cis-trans isomerase activity; protein binding
Source: RefSeq, a predicted model, not a curated record